AUGGCUGUCCACGCGGCCGCAACGGCCAUCAACACCCAGGAGAUCACUGACAAGGCGCGGAGGGAGCUCUUGCAUCACCUGGAAGCUGUCCGUGGCAAGAAGAACCUGGUCAUUGAGAAGUCUUUAGCUGGCACCGUUGGCCUCAUCGUCAAGUUCAGCACGCUCCAAGAGUAUGGCGUGGACAAGCCGUUCUUCCUCGAGAACCACAACAUCGACUCCAGCCAGCGAAACAUCAUCUUCAUGGUCCGUGGAGAGGAUGCAAAGAAGAUACGCAUGCUAGCAGAACAGAUCAAGCUUGUUCGGAGUCAAAGCCAGACCGACCACGACUUCACCAUCAUCUGGGUACCACGGCGGACACUAGUCAGCAACCUGAUACUCGAAGAACAUGGUGUGCUGGGAGAAGCAAACAUCACCGAGCUUGCGCUCCACUUUGUUCCUCUGGAGCCGGAUCUUCUGUCGCUCGAGCUCGACGAUGCCUUCAGCCAGCUGUGUCUAAGGAAGGACCCGACAAGCCUCUUCGCAUCUGCGAAGGCAUUGAUGCUGCUGCAAAAGCAGUAUGGCCUGUUUCCACGUAUCCUGGGCAAAGGUGACAACGCAAAGAGACUGGCUGAUCUGCUGCAACGAAUGCGCAAUGAAGAAGACGUCAAUGCCGCUGUAGAUCCAAACAGCGCAUACCUCACAUCCUUUGGCCUCACCCCAAGUCAUCUGAUUGAGAACUUGAUCAUCAUCGACCGCGAUGUGGACUUUCCCACAGUGCUGUCAACGCAGCUGACCUACGAAGGCCUACUGGAUGAAGCAUUUGGUAUCACCAACAACACCACCGAAGUCGACUCUUCCAUCCUCGGCGGUGCACCGCCAACACAAUCACAGUCACAAACCAAUGGCUCGACACCAACGCCGACUGCUGCAACCAAACGGAAAGUCGUUCUAGAUGGCACAGAUAAGCUAUAUCCCGAUCUGCGGGAUGCCAAUUUCGCUACAGUCGGUCCAAUGCUCAACCGCACAGCUCGCCGCCUAGCGUCCGACAACGAAACCAUGCACAACAAGGACCAAACAGUAGCAGACCUGAAGAACGUGGUCGCGAAACUGCCAUCCUAUCAGGCUGAAUCGGCCAGUCUUAAGAUCCACACCAGUCUAGCAGAGGAGCUCAUGAGAGUGACCCGCAGCGAGAGCUUCGGGCGCAUGCUGGAAGUGCAGCAGAAUCUCCUCGCGGGUACAGACCCCACGACUGUGCACGAGAACAUUGAAGAACUGAUCGCCCGUGACACGCCACUAACCACUGUCCUGCGCCUCCUAUGUUUAGAGUCCUGCCUCUCCAAUGGCAUCCGGCAACGAGAUCUGGACCACUUCAAACGUCACAUCCUCCAAGCCUAUGGAUACCAACAUGCUCUGACCCUCACCUCCCUCGGGAAGAUGAACUUGCUACUGCCCAAGGAGUCACACCGAGGCUACCUCAACCCGAUCGCCGGCGCAGCCGGCCAAACAGCCACCGACUGGAACGGCUCGCGCAAGGCACUCUCACUUUGGAUUGACGAAGUGAAAGAAUCAGACCCGGAGGAUGUUGCUUACGUCUUCUCUGGCUAUGCCCCUCUGAGCGUGAGGCUUGUGCAAUGCAUCUUGCAGAAGAUAUACCUGCACAAUAUAUCCAACCCCAAAAACGCCACCUCCAACUCUGCAACACCCGGGACGUCCGGCACAGGCUGGAAACAUUUCGAAGACGCCAUCUCCCGAAUUCGAGGUGCGACGGUCGACAUCACUCAGAAAGGCAGCGACGCAGACGCAUCUCACGCCCGUAAGACUUUGCGUGGGAUUAAGGAAGGGCCGAAGGUCAGCGUUGUGUUCUUCCUGGGUGGCGUGACGUAUGCAGAAAUAGCGGCUUUAAGAUUUGUUAGCCAGCAGCUUGAGGAGAGUAGUGGAAGGAAGUUGGUGAUUGGGACGACGGGUAUCAUCAACGGCAAGAGAGCGGUCGAUGUGGCGGUUGAGAAGAGAGCUUUCGGUGGGGAGGGAUAA
Fulvia fulva is the source of this 2010-nucleotide messenger RNA. Its product is annotated as Vacuolar protein sorting-associated protein 33A. The transcript is spliced from 3 exons. Bases 1 to 2010 code for a protein of 669 amino acids. NCBI's taxonomy places the organism in Eukaryota, Fungi, Ascomycota, Dothideomycetes, Mycosphaerellales, Mycosphaerellaceae. The record is from RefSeq and is a predicted model, not a curated record. Gene Ontology annotation, cellular component: CORVET complex; fungal-type vacuole. Gene Ontology annotation, biological process: intracellular protein transport; vesicle-mediated transport.